AGCUCUGCUCUGGGGCUCCCUGAGGCUCCCGCUGCCUUUUGGGGCCCUCUCAAGGUCCUCCCUGCUCAGGAUCCCUGCUCACGUUUGGGCUUUGCUGAGGUUCCGAUUCCCUUUGGGAUCGUCUGGGAGUCUCUGAGCUUCUUGUUCCCUUUUGGGACAUUCCCACGGCCCACACAGUCUUCUGGGGCUCUGGAGGGUCCCCACUCCCAUUUGGGGUCCUCCACCCGAGACCCCAUUUCCUUUUGGGGUUCCCUGGGGUUCUCAGUCUAUUUUAUCUAUUCUCAGCAUCCUCUCUCUCCAGGGUCUCUGAUCACAUUUGGGUCUCCUUGACCCUUCUAUUCCUUUUUUCCUUUUCCUUCAUCCCUGAAACCCUCUCUCCUCUUUGGAGCUCCCUGAGAUCCCACUCUCCAUCCCUGAGAACCCCACUCCCUUUUGGGAUCCUCUCAGCACCUCCCACUCUCCUUUGGAACUCUCUCUUCCUCCCCGAGGCCCCUGUUUCCCUUUAGGCUUCCCCAAGGCCCUCCAUCCUUCUGGAGCUCUCCAUCCCUGAGGUCCCCCCUCCUUUUUGGGGCUCCCUUGGAGGAUCCCCCCUCCCUCCCUGGCCCCGCAGCCCUUUCCAUCCCCUCCCAGCAUGGAGAUCAAGUACGAGUACUCGCGGAAGCGCAGCGAGUUCGGCCGGCCCUGCAGCUUCUCAGACCUGCUGGCCGAGGUCACCGUGGACAUCCCGCCCGACCCCACCCUGGCCGAUGACUUCAUCCCCCAGGACCCCGUGGACUUUGGGGUGCAGGAGGGUCCUAUGCUGGCCGUGCACGAGGUGAACACAGAGCGGGCAGCGGUGUCCAUCCAGGGUGUGAACCACGUGGAGGGCGGCUGGCCCAAGCACGUGGACCCCAAGAACCCGGAGCUGACCACCCGCUACCGGGAGGAGGUGGAGAGGGAGGAGGUCUACACCAAGACUGUGCAGCGCCUCGGCUUUGUGGUGGAGCACUUCAUCAGGCAGAACAACACCAUCGACAUCUACGAGGAAUAUUUUGAGGAGGAAGAGGAGGAAGAGGAGGAGGAGGAGCAUCCCUCAGCCAAAACCAUCAAUGUCAUCAGGGACCCCAACACGCCCAGGAGGAUGGCCACACACCUCUCCUGGCACCCCGACGGCAACCGGGCCGUGGCCGUGGCUUAUUGCAGCCUGGACUUCCAGGACAGCAGGAAGGAGCUGAACUCUGAUUCCUACGUCUGGGAUCUGGAAAAACCCUACGCCCCAGAGCUCACCCUGAAGCCCUCGUCCCCUGUGGUGACCCUGGAGUACAAUUCCAAGGACUGGCAUCACGUGCUGGGAGGCUGCUACAACGGGCAGAUAGUGUAUUGGGACACCAGGAAAGGGGGGCUGCCCAUGGAGAUGACCCCAGUGGAGUUCAGCCACAGGGACCCCGUGUACGGAGCGUACUGGCUGCCCUCCCGAACGGGCACCGAGUGCUUCUCGGGCUCCACCGACGGGCAGGUCCUGUGGUGGGACAUCCGCAAGAUGUCACAGCCCAGCGAGAGGCUGGUCCUGGACAUCACCAGGCAAGAUCAGCUGAAGAACGCUCUGGGUGCCAUCUCCCUGGACUUUGCACCCAUCCUGCCCACCAAGUUCCUGGUGGGCACAGAGCAGGGCAUCAUCAUCUCCUGCAAUCGUGACUCCAAGACACCGCCCGAGAAAAUCGCCAACAUCUUCAGAAGCCACAUCGGGGCUGUCUACAGGGUGACCAGGAACCCCUUCUUCCCCAAAGUCUUCGUGUCAGUCGGUGACUGGACUGCCCAGAUCUGGACGGAGGAGCUCAUGGAUUCAUCCUCAAUUAUGGAGACCAAGUACCACAGCUCCUACCUGCUGGACGUGUGCUGGAGCCCCGUGAAGCCGGCCGUGUUCUUCACCGCCAGGUCGGACGGGGUCCUGGACAUCUGGGACUUCCUCUUCCACCAGAAGGAACCUUCCCUCAGCCUCAAGGUGUCCAACGAUCCCCUGCUCAGCCUGUGCUCGCAGGACAACGGGCGCAUCCUCGGCUGCGGCACCAAGCAGGGCAAUGUCUCCCUCCUGGAGAUCUCCCCAGGGCUCUGCACCAUCCGGAAGAACGAGAAGACCCUGACCUCCACAAUGUUCGAGCGGGAGGCGAGGCGGGAGAAGGUGCUGCAGGACAAGUACCGGGAGCGGCUGCUGCGGGAGCAGGAGCGCCUGCGGGCCCAGCCAGAGGAGCAGGAGGACGCCCUGGAGACCUUCAAGCAGGCCCAAGCAAAUUUCCUCUCCAGCAUCAAGGCGGAGAAGCGGAGGAGGGGUCUGGAAGUGCCUGAAGAGGAUGAAGAGGGGGAGGCAGCUGCCGAGGAGCAAAGCCAGGAGGAAGAGUAGGAGGAUGCCAAGGUCAGUGUGCUCCAGCUGCACCUUCCUUUCCUCUCCAUGCCAGAGCUGCUGCAGGGACGAGGCCACUGUCCCCAAGCCAGGCAGUUGUCCUGGGCUCUCUGCCCUCCUGGGGUGGCAAGUGGGGGACCCUGCACAGCCCCCUGACCCCUCAGCUGCUCCCUGGCCUUUGCACCCUUAUUUUCUUUGGUGUGAAUAAACCUGUGCUUUCCACGUCACGUUUCCUCUC
Molecule: messenger RNA, 2615 nt
Organism: Serinus canaria (Common canary)
Lineage: Eukaryota; Metazoa; Chordata; Aves; Passeriformes; Fringillidae
Gene: DNAI2
Product: dynein axonemal intermediate chain 2
Exons: 12
Coding region: 632-2377 (581 amino acids)
Biological process (GO): outer dynein arm assembly; cilium movement
Cellular component (GO): outer dynein arm
Molecular function (GO): dynein light chain binding; dynein heavy chain binding
Source: RefSeq, a predicted model, not a curated record